This is a messenger RNA of Anguilla rostrata (American eel), 1927 nucleotides long. Its product is annotated as mucin-2-like. The record is from RefSeq and is a predicted model, not a curated record. The transcript has 9 exons. Bases 23 to 1927 code for a protein of 634 amino acids. Lineage: Eukaryota; Metazoa; Chordata; Actinopteri; Anguilliformes; Anguillidae.
UACAACAGAACCUCCAACCACAAUGAAUCUUCCCACAACAAAUGCUGAAGCUCAAACGACUGCAACUGAAACUGCCACCACCAUAGCUUCACAAACAACAAUACCACCUACAACAAUGCGGGCUGAAUUUACAACUGUUGCUCCCACAACAAAAACUGCUCCAUCAACAACAGCAGUUCAUACAACAUUAGGUACUCCAGCUACAACAGAAGCUCCAACCACAACCAUUACUCCAACCUCAGCUGCAUCAGCUUCAACUUCAUCCGAAAGUCUGACCAGCACAGCAGCCCAAACCACGACGAGUCCACGUAGAAUCAUGGGCACCUUUUCAAUUUUUAUUCGGCUCGUGUUCCACACCAUCAAGCCUGUCCCCAGUGAGAGCAAGAUUCUCACUAUGGCCCACACUCUCUUGGAUGCUCGACUAUGGCGGGUGAAUGCUCCAGUGAGAGUGCGACGCAGUAUAACGCAGUUGAAUGAUCCUGUUGCUGUGCAGGAUAUUACUUAUCAGAUACUAUCCAACAGUUCCUUUGCCUUGGCACUGCGAUAUCAGAUAAACAACGUGAGCAUGCCAGAACUCACUGAACUCAGGACCGAGACGUACAAACUCAUCCAGGACUCCAUUAACAACCUGCUGAACCAAAUUCUGACACAACCUGAUGCAAAUCCUUCCAUCUUUCCACAAGCAAGUUUUACGGAUACGGCAAACCAGAUUCAAGCCAUUGUGGACUAUGUCUACCAGGAAGGUGACAUCCAAGACCCAAGUGAAUUCUUGACUGCAGUACUGACAGCAAUUGGUUGGCUUACUACAACUACUACGCCGACAACUGAACCACCAACCACAACAGUUACCCAAACAACAAUACCACCUACUGCAGAAUCUAUUACUAUCAUUCUAACAACAAAAACAGUUCCACCUACAACAGCAGUUCAUACCACAUUAGGUACUCCAGCUAAAACAGAAGUUCCAACCACAAUGAAUCUUCCCACAACAACUGCUGAAGCUCAAACGACUACAACUAAAACUGCAACCACCAUAGCUGCUCAAACAACAAUACCACCUUCAACGAUUGCAGCUCAAACUACAACUAUUGCUCCAACAACAAAAACUGCUCCAUCAACAACAGCAGUUCAUACCACAUUAGGUACUCUAGCUACAACAGAAGCUCCAACCACAAUGAAUCUUCCCACAACAAAUGCUGAAGCUCAAACGACUGCAACUGAAACUGCCACCACCAUAGCUUCACAAACAACAAUACCACCUACAACAAUGCGGGCGGAAUCUACAACUGUUGCUCCCACAACAAAAACUGCUCCAUCAACAACAGCAGUUCAUACCACAUUAGGUACUCCAGCUACAACAGAAGGUCCAAGCACAACCAUUACUCCAACCUCAGCUGCAUCAGCUUCAACUUUAUCCGGAAGUCUGACCAGCACAGCAGCCCAAACCACGACGAGUCCACGUAGAAUCAUGGGCACUGUUUUAAUUUUCAUUCGGCUUGUGUUCCACACCAUCAAGCCAGUCCCCAGCGAGAGUAAGAUUCUCACUAUGGCCCACACUCUCUUGGAUCCUCGACUAUGGCGGGUGAAUGCUCCAGUGAGAGCGCGGCGCAGUAUAACGCAGUUGAAUGAUCCUGUUGCUGUGCAGGAUAUUACUUAUCAGAUACUAUCCAACAGUUCCUUUGCCUUGGCACUGCGAUAUCAGAUAAACAACGUGAGCAUGCCAGAACUCACUGAACUCAGGACCGAGACGUACAAACUCAUCCAGGACUCCAUUAACAACCUGCUGAACCAAAUUCUGACACAACCUGAUGCAAAUCCUUCCAUCUUUCCACAAGCAAGUUUUACGGAUACGGCAAACCAGAUUCAAGCCAUUGUGGAAUAUCCUUGUUUUAUUUGUUUUUUUUCUGGUUUUAACUUUUAUUUUUAG